Molecule: messenger RNA, 6069 nt
Organism: Lutra lutra (Eurasian river otter)
Lineage: Eukaryota; Metazoa; Chordata; Mammalia; Carnivora; Mustelidae
Gene: MAP3K21
Product: mitogen-activated protein kinase kinase kinase 21
Exons: 10
Coding region: 325-3453 (1042 amino acids)
Biological process (GO): protein phosphorylation
Molecular function (GO): ATP binding; JUN kinase kinase kinase activity; protein binding
Source: RefSeq, a predicted model, not a curated record
GGGGCGGGGCGGGGCGGCCGGAGGGGCGGGCCCGGGAGGCGGCGAGGCCCAGCCACAGCCGCAGGCCCGCCGCAGGCCCAGCGCGCCACCAUGGUGCGACAGCGCCCGCGGCCGCGGGGACCGCUGCAGCAGCAGAGGCGGACCAGGCGGAACGCGGGCUGAGGCCGGGGCCUCCGGGUGGCGGGGCCUCCGGGUGGUGGGCCCGCGAACCCCCGCGUCCCCGAGCCCCGACUCCCCCUCCUUGCCGGACCAUGCGCGCCCCCAACCGCCCCGGAGGCUGAGCCCGUCUGCCCGCGCCGCCGUCUCCCUCCCGGCUGCCCCGCCAUGGCCUUGCCGGGCGCCGAGGGCGCGGCUGACAGGCCGGUAUCCCCGGCCCGGAGCGCCCCCGCCGGCUCCGCGUCGUCGUCGUCCGCCUCCUCCGGCGGCUCGGCCUCCGCCUCGGCCUCGGCGGGCGCGGGGCUGUGGGCGGCGCUGUACGACUACGAGGCGCGCGGCGAGGACGAGCUGAGCCUGCGGCGCGGGCAGCUGGUGGAGGUGCUGUCGCAGGACGCCGCCGUGUCGGGCGACGAGGGCUGGUGGGCCGGCCAGGUGCAGCGGCGCCUCGGCAUCUUCCCCGCCAACUACGUGGCGCCGUGCCGCCCGGCCGCCCUCCCCGCGCCCCCGCCGCCGCCGCCGCGGCCGGGCUCGCCCGCGCACGUCGACUUCGAGCGGCUGGAGCUCCAGGAGCUCAUCGGCGCGGGCGGCUUCGGGCAGGUGUACCGCGCCACCUGGCAGGGCCGGGAGGUGGCGGUGAAGGCGGCGCGCCGCGACCCGGAGCAGGACGCGGCGACGGCGGCCGAGAGCGUGCGGCGGGAGGCGCGGCUCUUCGCCAUGCUGCGGCACCCCAACAUCAUCGAGCUGCGCGGCGUGUGCCUGCAGCAGCCGCACCUCUGCCUGGUGCUCGAGUUCGCCCGCGGCGGAGCGCUCAACCGCGCUCUGGCCGCCGCCAACGCCGCCCCGGACCCCCGCGCGCCAGGCCCGCGCCGCGCGCGCCGCAUCCCGCCGCACGUGCUGGUCAACUGGGCGGUGCAGAUCGCCCGCGGCAUGCUCUACCUGCACGAGGAGGCCGUCGUGUCCAUCCUGCACCGGGACCUCAAGUCCAGCAACAUUUUGCUGCUUGAGAAGAUAGAGCACGAUGAUUUCUGCAAUAAAACGUUGAAGAUUACAGAUUUUGGGCUGGCGAGAGAAUGGCACAGGACGACCAAGAUGAGUGCAGCGGGCACCUAUGCCUGGAUGGCGCCGGAAGUCAUCAAGUCUUCCCUGUUUUCUAAGGGAAGUGACAUCUGGAGCUAUGGAGUCCUGCUGUGGGAGCUGCUCACGGGAGAAGUCCCCUACCGUGGCAUCGACGGGCUUGCCGUGGCCUAUGGAGUGGCCGUCAAUAAGCUUACUUUGCCCAUUCCAUCCACCUGCCCGGAGCCGUUUGCCAAGCUCAUGAAAGAGUGCUGGCAACAAGACCCCCACAUUCGUCCUUCAUUUGCCUUAAUUCUUGAACAACUGACAGCUAUUGAAGGGACGGUUAUGACCGAAAUGCCUCAAGAAUCUUUUCAUUCCAUGCAAGAUGACUGGAAGCUGGAAAUUCAACAAAUGUUCGAUGAACUGAGAACAAAGGAGAAGGAGCUGCGGUCCCGAGAGGAGGAGCUGACCCGAGCCGCGCUCCAGCAGAAGUCCCAGGAGGCGCUGCUCAGGCGGCGGGAGCAGCAGCUCGCGGAGCGGGAGAUUGACGUGCUGGAGCGGGAGCUCAACAUUUUGAUAUUUCAGUUAAACCAGGAGAAGCCCAAUGUCAAGAAGAGGAAGGGAAAGUUCAGGAGAAGUCGACUGAAGCUCAAAGAUGGCCAUCGAAUCAGUUUACCUUCAGACUUCCAGCAUAAAAUCACCGUCCAGGCCUCUCCCAACUUGGACAAACGGAAGAGUGUGAACAGCAACAGCUCCAGCCCGCCCAGCAGCCCCACAGUGAUCCCUCGGCUCCGAGCCAUACAGCUGACUUCAGACGAAAGCAAUAAAACCUGGGGAAGGACCACGGUCAGCCGACAAGAAGAAUUUGAGGAUGUGAAAAAGAACUUCAGGAAAAAAGGUUGUACCUGGGGACCCAACUCAAUUCAAAUGAAAGAAAGAAGUGACAGCAAAGAAAGAAUAAGACCUCUCUCAGACGGCAACAGCCCUUGGUCAGCUCUCUUAAUAAAGAAUCCGAAAACCACGCCGUUGGCUUCAUUAUUUAUGGACCAGCCAGGUGCUUCUGAAGAGCCAAAACUUUCUUCUGAUGGACCAGAACACAGAAAACCAAAGCAAAUAAAAUCUCCUAGCCAAGCCUACGUUGAUCUACCUCUUUGGAAAGAUGGCCAGAGAGAGGAUCCAGUAGAGCCUGGAAGCUGGGAGGAGGGCCCCUCUUCGAGCCCUGCUGCAAGCCCUCCUCAGGUGACCCCUACAAGUAGUCAGAGCAGGUCCCCGCAGAGGAAGAAGACGGAGUCUGCCCUGUACAGCUGCACCGUGCUGCUGGCAUCGGUUGCUCUGGGGCUGGAUAUCAGAGAGCUUCAUCAAGCACAGGCUGCCGGAGGACUAUUGCCCAAAGAAGAAAGGAAGAAACGUGAGGGGAUCUUCCAGUGGGCUCCCAAGUCCCGAGGCGGGGCCAGUCCUUCCACAAGGCCACCGUCUAUGGGCGAGAGGGCCAGCAACCCACCCUUACUCCCUCUACCAGGCGCCAUGAGCCUUCUGUCCGGGCCCUCUCUUUCCACCAAGUGCUUGCUGCAGACGGACAGCACAGAGCUGUCCGAGGGCAGCCCACACGUCGCUUUGGACCCCGAGAUGCCCGCUCCAGGCUUUUGCGCGGCCAUUGGAGGACGUAGUCGCGAGCCGACCUCCACGCCAAGACUCGAGACUGAUUGCAGUCGAUGGAAAAACCCAUCUCCUCCUUUCCUAGAGCGGACGUGCGGGAAUGUGCCUUAUUCUGCUUCUUCAAAAGAACGAGCAUCACAUCACAGACGAACCCUGUCCGAGGGAAAUGCUUGUCAGACCCCAACAGCUGCUGCAGGCGUAGCUCUCAGCUCAGACCCCGGAGCCUCGGACCUGUCCCUGGAGUGGACUCUGGGAACGCCCCAGUGCUCCCCGCCCAGGGAGGCUCCGCGGGAAAAACAAAGAGCCGGUGCCCUGGUGCCCCCACCUCGCCUGCCAACCUUCAGGAGCCGCUCAGAGUCACAGCCCGCCAGGCAGGCACAGGUGCUCUCUGUCGGGCCAGGUCCAACUCCCCCCACUGCUUGUCCCCCCAGGGGGGCCGAGGACAGGACUACACCCCACGUGCCUUCCCUCCUGGAUGCCGACGCCCAAGGCCAGAGCAGGGACGGCCCAGUGCCUUUGGGCAGGAUGACGAGCAGAGCCAGCCGACCGUCCGUGCGGCAGCUGGAGAAGGAGUUUCUGUCUUAAGUGCCUUACGUUGUUCAAGCAUUUCUGCGUUUCGUUUUGUUUUUAAGGUGAACAAAUGAAAACAAUUUGAACUGUUAAAUGCUGCUGUGUUUUCGAAAGCUGUGGCCAUUAUACUGAAGUAGUAAUGGAUGUCAACCUUCCGGAAAAAAUGUAUGUGAUUGCUGUUAGCGGUCUGUCGUUUUUUGGCUACUGGAAUCUUAUGUAGUAAUUUGGAAUGUUCAAAACAAGUGUAAAUGAGUGUGAAACAAGAAACAUGCAGCAGCGUAAAGCUAUGCUGGGUACAGUUACCUGAAGCGUAGUUGUAAAGUUCUGUUGGUUCUCACCAGCAUCCCCCCAAACCCAAAUCAGAAUGAGGUGCGCCAUGUUUGUCCCUCCUUUUGUUUUCUCCCCAUUUGCCUUUCCUUCCUUCUCUUUUUUCCUUCCUUCCUUCCCUCCUUCCUUCCUUCCUUCUUUUUUCUUUUUUUGUUUGUUUCUUUUGUUAUUUGCGCAAAAAAAGCCAAGAAUAAUGUGAUAUUAGUCAGUAAAGGUAUGUAUUUUGAAAAAAUUGAAGACUAGAAUAGAUGGUGAGCCCCAGUGACACCCCCUGAACUGAGCAGUGGGCUUACGAUGCAUGGAUAUGUUGAGGCGUCACAUGGAUUAUGCCUAUUUCUCUCUGAGGAAAUUUUACUGAAUGUACUUGUAAAUGUUUUACUGAAUGUAACUUCUAAACAUGUUAUCUAUCAGAACCCCAAAAUGGAUUUUUUUAAAUUUUAUUUAUUUAUUUGUCAGAGAGAAAGAGCACAAGCAGGGGGAGCAGCAGGCAGAGGGAGAGGGAAAGGGAGAAGCCGGGUGACCAAGAAGCCCGAUGUGGGGCUCUAUCCCCAGACCCUGAGAUCAUGACCUGAGCCAAAGGCAGACACUUAACCAACUGAGCCAUCCAGGUGUCCCCCAAAACGGAUCUUUAAAAGGUCAGUCAGUCAGUCAUGGGCAUUUGGCUAAGACCACAUUAUGUUCCCCUGAGCAAGGCUAAUUGGUAGGUUCUUCCUAUAGAAAUGGUUCUUGUUUCGUCAGGAGCCACUUACUCAGUCUCCAGACUAAAAAUCUUUUUCAUUUUGUAGUAGGUUUUUAAAAAAUUAAGUGACAUAGGUAUUCAUUGUAAACAUUCAUGUCAUUCCAUUUUAUUUUUCUCUAUAUAAAUGUGUGAUUAUUCUGAUAAACCCAAAUACCGUUAGAGAGAAACACUGCCAAAUCAAGAAACAGUGACACUGUUAGAAUUCAAGUGUUUCGUAGUUAUCUUCAUGCUUCAGUAAAUUGUGGAAAAAUGUUAGACAUCUGCUAAGAUAAGCUGACAUGGUGGAAAUGACAAAUAUGGAUUAUUUUCAGAUACAGGAUUUUAAAUGGAUUUGAGGUAGCAGAUCAGGAUUUGAAAUGAUUUGAAAUGAUUUUAUGAGUUAUUUUAUAAAAUCAUACCUCUAUGAUACAAAUAGACUACUGAGUUAUUAAGCUACAGAAAUGCUGUCUAGGAGCUUGUAAAUUUGUCUGAACUCUUGUCAAGUUCCAUUAUGCUUCCCUUCUGCCACUAAAAUGUGGUUAUUUUGGAUGACAAUAAACACUUAACAUUUGGUGUACAAGGAAAAACUAAAUUGCAAACAUCACUUGACAUUUCAUUUAAAACUCUACCUUGGUUAAGGUUUCCCGAAUAACUGAAAUGUCGGCAAUUUAAAUCAGCUGUGAUAAAACGCCCACCUGUACCAGAAACAAGAAAACGAUACUCUUUGGCCACUCGACACAUCCAGUGACUUGGCAGGUACGCCCCCCGCAGAUGGUGAACAGAGCACUGAAAGGAUUCUAUCAACAUGAGUGCAUUCCACCCCAAGGAAAACAAUCCUGGGUUUAAAAUUCUUGCAGCAAAAUCUCAGGUACUUCCCUUUGUUAUGUCGUAGUAUGGUCUGUUCUAGGAUUUGGCUUCACUUUCAGGAGAUUGUUCAAGUACGAAAUCAAAAUCUGAUUUCCUCAAAAGUGUAUCACAUUUGAAACUAUGGCUGGCUGCUUCAUUCUAUGUUCAGUCAUUUGGGGGCAUGUAUUUCCUGCUAAAAGUAAAGGAAAUACAUGCCUAAAAUAGCACGUAAAAGAAGUAUAGAAACUCAGUUUCGCUUCUGCCAAAACAUUGUGUGUGUGUGUGUGUGUGUGUGUGUGUGAGAGAGUAGGGGUGGAGGGUAGCGGUGGGUGUUCAUCUGUCUUCUCCCUCUGCCCUGUUCCUGCUCCCAUGUAGCUCUGUUUCAGUCCACUGAACAUUAUGAUGAAUUUAGAAAUGAAACUACAUUAAAAAGAUAGUUGCAAUACCAGGAUUCAAGCUCGCAUUCCAGCAAAUUGUUGUUUUUUGCUGAGAUCUGUUGUAUAUUUGUGAUUUUCUAUGUGUGCUAGGAUGUUUAGCAGAAUCUGGCUAUUUAUUUUCAUGUAGACUUACUAGCUCGUCUAAAGAGAAAUUAAGCUGGAUUACCAUUAGUCAACAUUGAAGGUGCUCCCACUGCAGAAACUUAAGGCCUGAGCCUGUUAUGCUGUAUUAUGAAGCCUUGUGACUGAAAAAGAUGUUUACAUAUGUUGUCUAUUUUUUUAAUAAACUUCUUUUUAUAGCUA